CUCCCGCAGUGGACAACGACACACCAUCUACCUACACCUGCGGCAGCGCGAUACGACUCACGAAGCGCAUUUUCCCGGACGUGAAGGCUGGAGCGACGUGUAUUGAACAUAUGGCCUAAACCACUCAGCGCCGCGGCCGAACGAACAGACCGUCCCCAAGCUUUAAGCCCCCCGUAUCAAUCGACAUGUCGACCGCCGCAGAAAUGGAGGAGGAGGCGGAGCUGGAGGCGACUGAAGGAGCAUACGCAGAGGCGUCGAUGAACGGUGCGGAUACGGGCGCGGCGACACAGCAAGGAGCAGACGCGGGCAACAAAUUCCAGCAAGCCGUGGCAGCAUGGCGAUCGCUAGACUUGACUGCGCUCGUCUCGACAUUGGACGCCACGGCAGAGGACAUGGUUCAGCAGCAGAAGGACUCGCUGGUAAAGAGAAAAGAGCUGGCGACGCGCACCAAGGAAUUCCGCAAAAUGGACGAUAAUGCCAAACUUUCCGAGGUCAUGGGGCUGCUCAAGAUGUAUCAAGGCUAUAUCGACCUGCUCUCGAACCAAAAUAAGGCCGUGUCUGCUGCCUUCAUGUCCGCUUAUUCUCCACUCUCCGAAGCGCCGGACCCAUACCCAUUGCUAGAGGCGUCUAUCGAUUCACUCGUGACUGCAGACGAAGUCGUGCCGAGGCUGGAGUCGGAGAAUGAACGACUGCAGAAGCAGGUCGCAAAGCAAAACACCCAACUGGAAGAUCUGGAGAAGCAAUUAGACCACGAGCGGAAUAAAAGGCAGUCAUUUGAAGGAUCACAAGACAGUAAGAUCAAGGAAGUGGAGGAAUCGUGGUCCGCCGUACUUAAGGAGAAAGAAGACAAUUGGUCCGCGAAAGAGCGCAGCUUUGAAGAGAAGGUCGAGAACCAGGACCGCCUGCUCAAGGAGCUGAAGGCCAGCUACGAAGUGUCACAGAGGUUGGAGCGGACGGGCGAAGACAGUCAGGAUACUGGGCGAAACGCAGCGGCAGCGGCAGAGCUCGAAAUUGUCAACCAGGAAUUGGAGAGGACGAACAUUAGACUGGCUGAAGUGGAGGCUAGGAAUGAACAAUUGCGGACAGAACUCGCGCAAUCUGCAGGGCAAUCGAGCUCCUCCAAAAGCACCUCUGUGGAAGACGACCCGGCCUACCUUCGUUUACGCUCUGAAAAUUCCUCGUUAAUACGGCGACUAGACACUGCGAGACACGAUCGCGACUCAGACAAGACUAAGUUGGAAAGCACGCUGCGCAGCUUGGAACGAGAGUUGAGCGCACUCAAAGCCGAUCGUGAUGCGCUGCAAAGCAAGGUACAGAAAUGGCGAGACUAUGAAGAAGUCAAGCGUGAGCUGGAAAUGCUACGCGCAAUCGAAUUCUCCAGCAUAGACGAGGCAGAUACGUCGGAGACAACUCACACGAACGGCAAAGCGGGCGAAAGCCUGGAGCAGCUUCUUGUUGCGCGCAACAAGAAACUGAGUGACGAAUUGACUGAGUUGAGAGUGUCCCACAGAGAACUGCAGCAAAGACUGGAACAGCUGCAAGAAGAUCUCUCGAACACUAACAUGGAGCUUGAGCAAACGCAGAAGCUGAACGCCACAUUGGAGAAUGACCUUCAAAAGACCCAGCAGGAAGCCAGCAAUGCCUUCGAGACCAUGUCUGUAGCUGGCACCUAUACGUCGCGGUAUCCAAAAUCGCACUAUGGCAGUCGGAGAGGACGAGCAGCCUCGCCGACAUCGUCCAUCAUCGGCGGCUUUGAUCCUACAGACAGUGGCUCUCAAUCCCCUCGUCUGGGCAAUACUUUAGAAUCCUUGCGCGCUGGCGAAGGAGCUGUUGGCGGAUCUGGCAUUCUUCCAAUGGUCACUGCACAGCGUGAUCGCUUCAAGAAGAAGAUCGGCGAGAUGGAGCAAGAAUUGCAAAAGCAGUACCAGACCGUCUCAUCACUGCGAGGCGAAAUUGCGAGCCUGCAGAAGGACAACUUGAAUUUAUACGAGAAGACACGCUAUGUGAGCACAUAUAACCGAACUGCCACAAGCGGCGCAUCCUACGGCGGCAAUCCCAAUCCGUCAACGGUUUCCGUCGGAGGCAGUGAUGACCGCUAUCGAUCUGCGUACGAAGCCAAUAUAUCGCCUUUUCAAGCCUUCCGAGGUCGCGAAUCUGCGCGUGCGUUGAAGCGGAUGUCAUUGCCAGAACGAGCGGUCUUCCAAUUCACACGCAUGAUGCUCGCGACGAGGACAAGUCGGAAUCUGUUUGCGUUUUAUUGUGUGGCGCUGCAUCUUCUCGUGUUUGUCAUGCUUUACUCCAUGGGCAGUGCUCACACGGCAGCUCAUGCUAGCAGUCUCAGCACGAGUAGCCUGAAAGAACAAGUCGAGGCUGUUGCUGCAGCAGGAGGCGCCGAGGCCCAUGGCGAUUGGAAGGCGCAAGAGUUUAACGCUGCUGAUGGGUAGACAUCUUCACGUAUGCAACUCAGCGAAAGAAGCGCGUUGUUUCACUUACCAAAAGCCAAGAUCGGAUCGAACAUUCUACAACCACAGGGCCGUUCUUCUAGAGAACGCAAUUCGCGUUAGACGCAUAUUCUUCUGGAGGACGCAAUCAGUGUUAGACGCACAUUCUUCUAGACCGUACAAUCGGUGUAGUAAUUACUAUAUGCGCGCUGUUUGGCAUCACACAAUCGGUACUAUAUGCGCGUUCUUCUGCAUCGCACAAACCGGUGUUAUAUGCGCGUUCUUCUGAACCGUACAGUCGGUGUUGUAUGCGCGUUCUUCUGGAUUAUCUGCGUUCUAAAAGUGUGGUUGAGAUUGGAGUGACGUGGCAGUGCGCAACGGACCUAGCUGUACUGGUGACUUCAACCCCC
Molecule: messenger RNA, 2851 nt
Organism: Cercospora beticola
Lineage: Eukaryota; Fungi; Ascomycota; Dothideomycetes; Mycosphaerellales; Mycosphaerellaceae
Biological process (GO): intra-Golgi vesicle-mediated transport
Cellular component (GO): Golgi membrane
Source: RefSeq, a predicted model, not a curated record